AAAAACCAAAGUGUCCACGAUGGGACUAGAGUCUAUUUAUUCAUUUAUGAUAAAGCGCAUGAUGGCAGUAACCGAUGAAAUAUUCGACUCAGUAAAAGACAGUAUAAUUGAAUAUGAGAAGGAGAUAGAGCGUCUAAAGCAGGAGAACUGUUCUCUGAGGAGCAGAAACUGCAGCUGUGCAGAAACAUGCCAUGAUACUCAGAGAGAUGGAUGUCUGCAAGGUCAGACGGCUUCAGAACUGUCAGAAAUACGAGUAAAGUUGGAGGUUGCCACUGUGAUGUCCCAUGAGCCUUUGAGUCAUGCUUCUCCUCUUUCUGAAGCAGUCACAGGCCAGGAACAAUAUCAGUGCCUCUCACUUCUGCCAGAGGUGAUGCCGAAGAAUGAAGAUACACAGUCAUCAAUCACAGUUAAGUCAGAGCUGUGUGAUAAUCAGGCCAGUGAAUCGAACUCAUCUGCAGUGCAGUCUGGCAGCAAUUGUCAUGUUGAACUUAAACUAGCUGAACAAGAACCGUCGUCUCUUCAACUUGAGCUUGAAACCUUUGAUGAGGUGUUACAAAAAGCAAGGCGAAAACACCAGAGUGCAUUAUGCAAGAUUUGCAGCAAGUCUUUCAGGAACAAUGGACAUUUGCGGAAACACAUGUUAGUACACCAAAAUGAGAGACCUUUCUGCUGUGGUUCAUGUGGGAGUCGUUUUAAAACGAAAUCCAGCUUAAAAGAACAUGAGAGACUUCAUACAGGUGAUUAUCGCUACAGCUGCCCAAGAUGUGGAAGGGGUUUUUCUCGAUCAAAUCAUGUCAGAAAGCACCUUAAGGCAGCCUACUGUCAUAAGCCUUAAAAAAAUGAAUUUAAAUUUUAAUGUUUUAUUAGAUAUACUGUAUUGCAAAUUAAAAUAUCAAAACAAAUAUCUGAGAGAGAACUCUGCUUUUCUUCUAAUGAUAUAAUGUUAUUAUAUGAAAUAUUAUUUAAAAUAUUUUGAUUGCUUUAUGCAGCGCCUGUAACUCCAGACAAUUUAAGUAAUAUACUUUUCCCUUUUGAUGUGUCCAUAUUUAAGGCCCUAGCACUGUCCCAGCAAUACGAGGUUCUCAGUCUGGCUCCUUGCGUAUAUUAUAUUCUACACAAUUUCAAAGGUUAAAAAGCAAAUGUGGGUCACAUUGCAUGAUGCUGCUAGUUUUUCUUAUCCAACAAAACAAAGGUCAACAAUCCCUUUAUUUAUUCAACAUCACUUAUAAGCAAUAAGAAUAUGAGUUUUGUAGUUUGAGGUGAUGAUAGCAGUGAUUCUGGUGCAAGUUCUGUUAUACCCAAUGGCAGUUUAUAUUAUAUUAGAGCCCUGCGCAGACUGUUUUCUUAAUCCCGCUCCCGCUGAAUUUCUAACCAUUACCGCCCGCACCCACAACGUGUGUUUUCCACUCCCGCCCGCACCCGCAAACAUUCUUGUAGAAAUUGUGAAAAAAUUACACCAACA
This is a messenger RNA of Rhinichthys klamathensis goyatoka, 1462 nucleotides long. RefSeq lists its product as uncharacterized. Gene Ontology annotation, biological process: regulation of transcription by RNA polymerase II. Bases 20 to 835 code for a protein of 271 amino acids. The transcript has 2 exons. The record is from RefSeq and is a predicted model, not a curated record. NCBI's taxonomy places the organism in Eukaryota, Metazoa, Chordata, Actinopteri, Cypriniformes, Leuciscidae. Gene Ontology annotation, cellular component: nucleus. Gene Ontology annotation, molecular function: RNA polymerase II cis-regulatory region sequence-specific DNA binding; DNA-binding transcription factor activity, RNA polymerase II-specific.